ACUUGAUCUCCAUCUUCGCAUUGGUCCAGUGUCCAUCGUCCAAGAAACCCUUGCCGACCGCCGAUGGAGAACCUUUGAUUCAUCCAAUUCAAACGAUCAGUGUAUGACGUUGUGAUUCGGUGAAGGAAGAGGAAUUGGAAGGGAUCUAUUGGUGAUUUUGUUGGUGCGGAUUGGAAGGAUCCAAUGCCGGAAGAGGAUCUCGUCGAGCUGAAGUUUAGACUAUACGAUGGAACGGACAUCGGCCCGAUCCGCUACUCCUCGACUUCCACUGUCGCCAUGGUCAAAGAACGAAUUAUCUCCGAGUGGCCCAAAGAUAAAAAGAUCAUGCCGAAAGUAAUUAAUGAUCUGAAAUUGAUAAGCGCUGGGAAAAUCCUCGAUGACAGUAAAACAGUUGCUCAAUGUAAACCUUCUUUCAGUGAAGUUUCAGGAGUAAUUACCAUCCAUGUUGUCGUGCAGCCAUCAUCAGCAAAAGCAAAAUCAGAGAAGAAGAUUGAUGACACGUCAAAGAAAACAGUCUGUUCAUCAUGCUCCAUAUUAUAGAUCACAGAGUCUCUGAUCUCUCAACUCUGCUCCAUAGCUGGACUGUUCGAUCUUUAGCGAUGUUUGUGAACAGGAAGACAUCCAAAGCUCUCUUCACAGAUUCUUGACUCGUUCAGUUCGUCGUCGAUGGUUGCGAAGAAAGUUGAUGACACAAAAGACAGGAAUGAAAGUGAGAACUAAAUGAACAAUGGAACCAUAUUUGUAACAUAGUUUUCCAGUGAGUUCCUUUCAUGCUAAAUCCAUUUAGUAUUCAAGAUUUAUCAUCCAGCUGUCUUGUGAGAAUAGAAUGUAAAUCCAACCCUGCAACAACAAACAGUACCCAAAAGAAAACAAAGCAAUCAGUGUAUCAUUUUCUUUCUUCAAUUGUUUGUGAAAUCAAUGUAUUGUUUGCAAAAUGAAUAUUUCAGAAUUUUUUAUCUUAA
This is a messenger RNA of Dioscorea cayenensis subsp. rotundata (Guinea yam), 962 nucleotides long. RefSeq names its product membrane-anchored ubiquitin-fold protein 4-like. The transcript is spliced from 4 exons. Gene Ontology annotation, molecular function: protein binding. The coding region runs from base 184 to 540 and encodes 118 amino acids. The record is from RefSeq and is a predicted model, not a curated record. Lineage: Eukaryota; Viridiplantae; Streptophyta; Magnoliopsida; Dioscoreales; Dioscoreaceae.